This is a messenger RNA of Aspergillus versicolor CBS 583.65, 1419 nucleotides long. RefSeq names its product putative cyclin-like protein (Clg1). The coding region runs from base 1 to 1419 and encodes 472 amino acids. Gene Ontology annotation, molecular function: cyclin-dependent protein serine/threonine kinase regulator activity; protein kinase binding. Gene Ontology annotation, biological process: regulation of cyclin-dependent protein serine/threonine kinase activity. Gene Ontology annotation, cellular component: nucleus; cyclin-dependent protein kinase holoenzyme complex. The record is from RefSeq and is a predicted model, not a curated record. The transcript has a single exon. NCBI's taxonomy places the organism in Eukaryota, Fungi, Ascomycota, Eurotiomycetes, Eurotiales, Aspergillaceae.
AUGCCAUCUUUCUACAACACUGGCCUCCCGGCCUUUCCUCUUACCCCCCCUCAUAUCACCGGUGCCGGCAGGAUGGAGAACGAACCCCCAUUCUACGUCCUUGGUCACUCGGCCGCUUUCCCUCCCCGCUACUCCCAGAACGGUUGUGAAUUCAUCGAGCAAUACUCCCAGCAGUCAUCUUGCUACGGCAAGCCCCCGAUGAACCACCAACAGCCGCCUAUGCAUUCGAUGCGUACAGGGAGAGACAUGACCGCGUUAAGUCAACCUAUGUUCGGUCCCAUGCAUGCCGCCAAUGUACUGCCCCCGAUCCGCAACAACGUCCAGUUGCCCCCGAUGGACCGUGCCGUUCCUCCGCAGUAUCGCCGACAAGAGCCGAUCGCCCAACCCGAACAGCCCCGAAAAGAAGAGAAGGCUACCGGAGGCGUUGCCGCUUACCUAGACUAUGAGAUGGAACAGAUGGCCGACUUCGUGGCUGAGAUGGCCCAGGGAAUGUAUGAGUUGUACAUCACCAGAAUCAACUUAUCUGAUAUUGACUUCGCGCGAAGCGUCUACCCAGGAUCGUCUGUCCCACCGCAGUUCCGGAAAUACGUUCUUCAAAUUCUGUCGUCGACUCGUCUCCCGAGCGCUACCAUCCUCUUGGGUCUUUACUACCUCUCUUGUCGGAUGCGUAUGCUUUCUUCCGCUAAGGUUUACAGCACCGGCAGUGGCCAGGUUUACCGAAUGCUUACGGUCGCUUUGCUUCUGGGAAGCAAGUUCUUGGAUGACAACACCUUCCAGAACAAAUCCUGGGCUGAAGUUAGCAACAUUCCCGUGAGUGAGUUGAACUCCAUGGAGCUCGAUUGGCUCUUUGCUUUCGAAUGGAAGAUCCACGAUCGCAUCUAUGACAAACAGGAUGGUUUCAAGUCGUGGCGCUCCCACUGGGAGAAAUGGUGUACCAAGUCUUCCCUUAAAACUCAAGAGCCUCGGCACACCCUCGCUCCGAUUGACACGAACAUCACUCGAAGCAACCGGGUCUCGAAGCCUCUUCUCUCUCCUGAAGGUCCAAUUCCUCCGCAGUACCAGCGGAGCACUCAGUACGAAAACUCUUGGCUCAACCCUGCAGCUUCAGAGUAUUCGCCGCCUUCUGCUCCUCACAGCGGCCCGACCACACCGGACUACUACUCGGUGGGCCCGUGGGCGUACUCGAACCCCCCACCGCCAUACUCGAGCACUUGGGUGCCUCAGCAACAGUAUCUGCCGCCGCCGCGAUCGCAGCCGCCAUCCUACCACCACACUCCAUCGUACGGGUUCCCCUACCCGCACGGUGGUUGGGCAACUGGUCAUGGCUCAUCGUGCGGUUGCCCAUAUUGCGCUAAGAGCAUGGAACACUACAUGUGCGCCAACCUAGUCGGCUCGAUGCAACCCAUCCUUGCGGCUUGA